Messenger RNA from Macaca mulatta (Rhesus monkey), 6090 nucleotides. RefSeq names its product trimethylguanosine synthase 1 (gene TGS1). The record is from RefSeq and is a predicted model, not a curated record. Gene Ontology annotation, cellular component: nucleus. Gene Ontology annotation, biological process: 7-methylguanosine cap hypermethylation. Gene Ontology annotation, molecular function: RNA cap trimethylguanosine synthase activity. Lineage: Eukaryota; Metazoa; Chordata; Mammalia; Primates; Cercopithecidae.
GACUGGACGCGCGCGGCCUCAGCCGCUCCCAGCCCCGCCAGACCCGACGCCCGAGCGGGAGAAGCGCGGGGGCCGACGCACCUCAGAAAGGCGGGGGCAGGAGCAGCUCUCCUUUACCCUAGAGCGGCGACAGAAGCUCUUCGGGGGCUCAAUGGCCAAGGGGGCGGACAGAUUUGCGCGGCGGAUUCCUCCUAAGCUACCCGUGUGAAAAAGUCAAGCGGAGGCUGCAGGCCGGGCCGCGAUGGGGGUGACACCGCUCGUGGUCCCGCCCCUUCCCGUGGCGGCUCGGAGCCACUUCCGGCGGCGGCGUCCGGGCUAGCUCUCGGCGCGAGCGGCCCCGGGCCGGUUCCUAACUUCUCAUCCAGGACUUGCCGGCGAGGCCUGGUUUAGGUCUCCAGUAACCGAGCCCAGGCCCGGCAGGCGCGACCCGGGGUGCGAACGGCAGAGCUGCCUCAGAAGUGGUAAAAUGUGCUGCGAGAAGUGGAGCCGCGUGGCGGAAAUGUUUCUCUUCAUUGAGGAGCGGGAAGAUUCUAAGAUCCUGUGCCUUUGCUCCAGGGCAUUUGUAGAGGAUCGAAAAUUAUACAAUUUGGGAUUAAAAGGCUAUUACAUCAGAGACAGUGACAACAAUUCAGGAGACCAGGCGACAGAAGAGGAAGAAGGUGGUUAUUCUUGUGGUACUGCGGAAUCACGUGACAACAAAGGCAUAUGCCUAGAUGAAAGUGAGCUUGAUUCUGAGGCUGAACUCAUGAGAAGUAUGGGAUUGCCACUUCAAUUUGGUAGGAUAUCUGCACAUAAGAAUUUUGAGGUAUCUAUGAAUACUAGAAAUAAAGUUAAAAUAAAAAAGAAAAAGAAGAAACAUCAAAAGAAAUACUUAGAUGAAAUUAUGCAAGAAUCUUGGAGAAAAGAAUAUGAAGAAGAACACAUUUUGGCUUCAGAUGAUCCAUCUUCAAUUGAACAGUAUGAGAACACCAGAAUAUGUGAACUUCAAAGCAAAAAAGAUACUGAGACAGAAAAUCUUCCUGUUGAAAACACAUUAUCUCCAAAGCUAGAAAUUACAGAGAAAUGGGAAAAGUAUUGGAAUGAAUACGGAGGAGGACUAUUGUGGCAGAGUUGGCAAGAAAAACAUCCAGAUCAAGCACUAUCUUCUGAACCUUGGAACUUUCCUGAUACAAAGGAAGAAUGGGAGCAACAUUAUAGUCAACUUUAUUGGUAUUAUUUGGAACAGUUUCAGUAUUGGGAAGCUCAGGGUUGGACUUUUGAUGCCUUGCAAAGCUGUGAUACAGAUACUUACACAUCUAAAACAGAAGCUGACAACAAGAAAGAUGAAAAAUGCUUGAAAGUUGACUUAGUAUCUUUUCCAUCUUCACCUAUUACAGUUGAUAAUGACAGCUCUGGUACAAGUGAUAAGGAUUGUAGUGAAAUACUUGAUGGAAUUAGUAACAUAAAACUAAAUUCAGAGGAAGUAAAACAGAGCCAAUUAGAUUCCUCUACAAGUCAUGAUGGUCAUCAACAGCUAAGUGAAGUUAGUAGCAGAAGAGAGUGCCCUGCUUCCGGCCAAAGUGAACCACAUAAUGGAGGAACCAAUGAGGAAAGCAGCCCACCAGGGAAUACAAGCACAGACCCACCAGCUCAGGAUUCACAGAAGUCUUCAGGAACAAACACAAGCAAAGACAGACCACGUGCCAGUGGUACUGAUGGAGAUGAAAGUGAGGAAGAUCCACCUGAGCAUAAGCCAGGCAAACUGAAGAGGAGCCAUGAACUGGACAUCGAUGAAAACCCAGCUUCAGACUUUGAUGACAGUGGUUCCCUUCUAGGAUUCAAGUAUGGCUCAGGACAAAAAUAUGGUGGAAUUCCAAAUUUCAGUCAUCGGCAGGUCAGAUAUUUAGAGAAGAAUGUGAAGCAUAAGUCUAAGUACCUGGACAUGCGCAGACAAGUAAGGAUGAAAAACAAACACAUCUUCUUUACCAAAGAGUCAGAAAAACCAUUUUUCAAGAAAAGCAAAACUCUGAGUAAGGUAGAAAAAUUCCUCACAUGGGUUAACAAACCAAUGGAUGAAGAAGCAUCACAGGAAUCGUCUUCUCAUGACAAUGUGCAUGACACUUCCACAAGUAGUGAUUCAGAGGAACAAGACAUGUCUGUUAAAAAAGGUGAUGACCUACUGGAGACUAGUAAUCCAGAACCUGAACAUUGUCAGACCGUAUCUUCAGCUAGUGAACUUGAAACAGAAAACUGUGAAGGAGACAGCUUGGUAGCAACUGUUCCAGAUGAGCAGGAUUGUGUUAUUCAAGAAGUACCAGAUUCCCUCCAGGCAGGAACUGAAGCUGAAGUUAAAAAGAAGAAGAACAAGAAGAAGAACAAAAAGGUGAAUGGUCUGCCUCCUGAAAUAGCUGCUGUUCCUGAGCUGGCAAAAUACUGGGCCCAGAGGUACAGGCUCUUCUCCCGUUUUGAUGAUGGGAUUAAGUUGGACAGAGAGGGCUGGUUUUCAGUUACACCCGAGAAGAUUGCUGAACACAUUGCUGGCCGUGUUAGUCAGUCCUUCAAGUGUGAUGUUGUAGUAGACGCAUUCUGUGGGGUUGGAGGAAAUACCAUUCAGUUUGCCUUAACAGGAAUGAGAGUGAUUGCCAUUGAUAUCGAUCCUGUUAAGAUUGCCCUUGCUCGUAAUAAUGCAGAAGUUUAUGGGAUAGCAGAUAAGAUAGAGUUCAUCUGUGGAGAUUUCUUGCUGCUGGCUGCUUGUUUAAAGGCUGAUGUUGUGUUCCUCAGCCCGCCUUGGGGAGGGCCAGACUAUGCCACUGCAGAGACCUUUGACAUUAGGACGAUGAUGUCUCCUGAUGGCUUUGAAAUUUUCAGACUUUCCAAGAAGAUCACUAAUAAUAUUGUUUAUUUUCUUCCAAGAAAUGCUGAUAUUGACCAGGUGGCAUCCUUAGCUGGGCCUGGAGGGCAAGUGGAAAUAGAACAGAACUUCCUUAACAAUAAAUUGAAGACAAUCACUGCAUAUUUUGGUGACCUAAUUCGAAGACCAGCCUCUGAAACCUAACUAUGCAGCAGUGUGAGAACCAAAGAUCAUGGAGUGGUCAAAACAUUCAGAUGAGACAUUUGGCAUGUCUUCCUUUAUUCGCUGAUAUAUUCUACCCAUGGUCUUAUAUCACUGUAUGAAAUGGAAACUUAUAGGACUCAAAUAUCAGUGAAAUAUUUUGAGAUCUUUGAAUAAUUCCUUUAGAGGAAUUAUACAAAAUUAAUACAUAUGAGUUCUUUGUGUUUUUUUUUGUUGUUGUUUUUUUUUUUUUUUGAGACAGUAUCUCACUCUGUCACCCAGGCUGGAGUGCAGUGUCAUGAUCACAGCUCACUGCAGGUUCAACCUUCUGAGCUCAAACAAUCCUUCUGCCUCAGUCCCCCCAGUAGCUGGGGCUUUAGGUGGGCACUGCCACACCAGACUAAUUUUUGUAUUUUUUAUAGAGACGAGGUCUCACCAUGUUGGUCAGGCUGGUGUCAGACUCCCUGGGCUCAAGUCAGUCCACCCACCUUACCCUUCCCAAGUGCUGGGAUUACAGGCAUGAGCUACUGUGCCCAGCCUUACGGACGUCCUUUUGAAGUAUCUUUUUCACUCAUAGAAUAUGAAUACAUUUAUUUAGACUUUUUCUAGAACUUCCCUGUUUUCAUGUCUUUGCUUCAUCUGGAAUUGGCUUCUUGACACCCUUUUAUAAAGUCUAUGUUUGUAAAAUUUCCAUUGUGACAUCAAUACGAAAUAUAUUUUGUAAUAUAGGAGUUUAUAUUCUUUUUUUAUUAAAAUGGCAAUGAAAGCAAAAGGGAUAUGUGUUGCUUAAUUAUUCAUCUAAAAAGUGUUGGGGCAAAAAAAUAGUGACAUACAACUCUGUCCAUUGAAGGUUAGACCUGGGACUUCUAUAUUUUAAUAAUACGAGCAUGUUAAACAUUAAACAGAACAUGAUAUUGGCUGGGAUAAGAUUAGAGAAUUGAAAUAAAUUUGGGGAAUUUCCAAGAAAUACUGGAAAAUUAGACUAGAAAAACAGCUGUUAUAUAAAUAACUUUGUUGGAGUAUGCUAAUUUUAGUGUCUUGAAACUUUACAGUACAGUAGUAACUGAGCUGAUCAUUAAAGGUGAAAUUACUUUUUCAUUAAUUCACACCUUCAAAAUCUGUCCAAAUGUUCUUGGUUUUUAAACUUUAUGUAGCAUUCUUAAAGUCACUAGGGAGAUGGCAGGUGAAGUAAAGGCAGAUUUCCAAAAUCACCAAUUUUUUUUAGUUUUCUGUCACUUAACCUUUCAUGCAUAUACUUAUUUCCACAACUAAUUUUCUUACUUGUAUAUUAAUAAAACUAACUCAUCUUCCUGAAGAUACAUGAUCUCAUAUGAGAAGAAUAGGAAGCUUAGCCUUAGUUAGCUAAAACUAAGAUAUUCUUGCCCACUAAUCACACAGGGAUAAAACUAAUUAAUAGACUGUUAAGAUUGUCAGUACUCAAUAGGACUUCAGCAGCGUUCUAGUCCAUUGUGUGAAUCAGGUUCAAAAAAAUCUUAUUAAGAAGACAAAUACAUAAAAUGGAUAAAAAGACUGGGUGCAGUGGCUCACGCCUGUAAUCCCAGCACUCUUGAGAGGCCAAGGUGGGCGGAUCACCUUGUGGUCAGGAGUUCUAGACCAGCCUGGCCAGCAUGGUGAAACCCCGCCUCUCUACUAAAAAUGCAAAAAUUAGCCGGGCGGGGUGGCACACGCCUGUAAUCCCAGCUACUCAGGAAGCUAAGGUAGGAGAACUGCUUGAACCCAGGAGGUAGAGGUUGCAGUAAGCUGAGAUUGUGCCACUGCACUCCUGCCUGGACAACAGAGCAAGACUAUCAAAAAAAAAUGUGAAAGUACUCCCCACCUGCCACAUUUUCUUUCCCCUGUGAGACCCCUAUCUCAAAAAAUAAGUAAGUACAUAACCAUAAUUUGUUAAUGAUUACAGCAGUUCUUGUAUAUUUGUUCCAUGUCUUAAAAAUGAUAGUACAGAUUGAUACCUACGUAUUUGGAGAUGGGGGCUCACGCCUGUAAUCCCAACACUGGGAGGCUGAGUUGGGCAGAUCACCUGAGGUCAGGAGUUCAAGACCAGCCUGACCAGUGAAACCCCAUCUCUAGUAAAAAUACAAAAAUUACAGUGGUGGUGCAAGCCUGUAGUCCCAACUACUCAGGAGGCUGAGGAAGGAGAAAUUCUUGAACCCAAGAGGCAGAAGUUGCAGCCGAGAUUGCACCACUGCACUCCAGCCUGGGUGACAGAGCAAGACUCUGUCUCAAAAAAAAAAAAAAAAAAGAAUGCUUUUGAUUUUUGUCUCUUUAUAUUCAGUCGUCUUACUGAACUCGUUUAUUAGUUCUAAUAAUUUUUGUUUGUUUCCCCCUUCCUCCCCCCCCCAUAGUUUUUAAUUGAUACACUUUGAUUUUCUAAAUAAGCAGUCAUGACAUCUACACAUGAGUUUUUCUCUUUGCAAAAAUGUAAGCCUCUUAAUUUUUAUUUUCCUGUUGCAUUGGUUCGGACUGCCAGGAAUGUUGUAAUAGCACUUGUUCCUUCUUAUUUUGCAGUGAAAGGUUAGAAGCAUUUCUAUUAAAUGUUAUUGUAGCUCACAUCAAAAUUAAGAUAUUGCCUCUCCUAUUUUUUUUUUUUUUUAAUUUUAGGCUUCCUCAAAUCAUGGGGUUCCACUUUUUUAUUUAAUGUAGGAAAGUCUAAAUUACCUUAAAAUUUUCAAAUUAUUUAACCCUGUGUUCCUUUAAUUAAAUCCAACUGUAUCAUAAUGUAUUAAAUAGUUCACUACUGGAUUUCAUUUGAUAAAUUUACUUUGUUUUGUUUUGUUUACGUUUGCUUUUGAGCACCUUGCCUGGUUUUGGCAUCCAAGUUAAGCUAUUCUGGCAGAAUGCUUUAGUAAGUGUUUCAUUUUUUUCUUUCUCCCCCCCCCCCCGCCCGCCCCGCCUUUUUUUUUUUUUAUAAUUUUCAUUUCACAGGUACAUGUGCAGGUUUGUUACAUGGAUAUGUUACCUGAUGUUGACAUUUGGGCUUCUCCUGAUCCCAUCACCCAAAUAGUGAAUAUAGUGCUCAAUAAAUAGUUCUGUGUCCUAAA